Molecule: messenger RNA, 1270 nt
Organism: Rubroshorea leprosula
Lineage: Eukaryota; Viridiplantae; Streptophyta; Magnoliopsida; Malvales; Dipterocarpaceae
Source: the annotation of a GenBank genome assembly
CGAAGUAUCUUUAGGGAUUCUUUUCAUUGUUUUUUAUGAUGGAAAUCAAGAAGGGUAAAAGCACGAGAAUAUCCUAAGACAUGUUUUUAUUCUUGAGAAGAGAAAGGGAAGGUUCCCUUUCCUCUUGAAGGGUGAUUACAAAUGCAUGGUAGAAGGAACUCAAGUAAGGAAGCUUUCGGAUCUGCUCUGUCCUUCCUCCCUUGUCCACCGGCUGCUCUUGCUUGUGGGGGUGAAUUGCUCGGUUUUUUGAUCCGUGAGUUUCUCCCCUGCACUUGCCGCCGGCUUCUCCCCCUGCCAAGUCCGGUUCCGCAACUGGAAAAUUUAUGCAUUGUGAUUAGAAAUGAUCCUAAUGAUGAUUUCAGCUUGAAUUUGUGAUAGUCCGGUAUUAAUUCUGAGGUGUUUUGAUUAGGUUCCCGAUCGUUCUGUCAGUUAGUACGUGAAUUGAGUGCUCGGUUUUAUGCAAGUGAGGUAAGUAAAUUUAUGGUAAUGCUCGUACUGUUUUAAAAGCAUGUUUUGAUUUGUUUUUGAAGUGGUGGCGGGACUAAACCCGUUUUACACGAGCAUGACUGAUUUGAAGUGAAAUGUUUUAUGCUUUUCAUUAAAUUGAGCAUGCCUACUUGAAAUUUAAGUGACUGUCUUGAUGAUCUGAAAGUGAUUGUGAAUCGUGAUUUUCCUGUUAACUUCUGCCUGUUUUGUCUCCGAUAUGGUCAUGUUAUUCGUGUGCCCGCUAGUGGGAGGUUUAUAAACGCUAGCACAUGUCGACAUGUUACUGAUAGAACCGGUUCGUUUCUGUUAUCCUGCUAGUGGGAGUUAAACACUAGCAAUUUUUGUUGCCCGCCAGUGGGAGGUUUAUAAACGCUAGCCGUGACCUAUGGAGGAGACGUCUAUUUCGUGCCCGUACUGUAUCUGUUUUUGUGAUUGUACUUGUUGGCAUGCUUUAAGUUUGAUAAGGGGCACUCCAUAUUUACUUACUGAGUUUAUCUCAUAAUUUUUCCUUGUCCACCAUUUUAAGAAGUGAAACCGAGGACGGGGAAACCACAGGAAGUGACGAGUUAGAAAGCUAGCCAUUUCGAGAUUGAUAUAGAUUCUAGAAAUCAUGAUCUUGUAAGCUAGUGUACUUGGAGAUUUUAUGAGAUCAGAGUAAAUUUUAAAGAUUUGAUCUUCAGAUUUUGGUGGUAUCAGAGUACAGUAUGAUAAGUUCCGAGCUUUGUGCACUUGUGGGACCCGUCUCACGAGUGCACGGCGUCUGUCGCGUCUCGAAAUUGGGUUU